CUUAAAAUAACAAGAUAUUUCCAGAUAUUUUAUGAGUUGGGUGGUUAUGUUGCUGUGAAAAAAUAAAAUGGCAUAAAGUCCAUCUUUAGGUUUUGACAUCAGCCUGGAAGCUCAGGUGAGCUGAUCUUCAUGCUGCAUUUACAGUCAUUUUUCAUAAUUUAAUCAAGAUUCAUUUGGAGUCAGGUAAUCUUUACAUAAAACAAAGCCUUUACCUAAAAUCUAGGAAUUCCUUUAGUAAUUUGCUAGUAAUUCUCAGUUAUUUGAAGUUGCAGCUGCUGAGUUGCUCUCUCUCUUUCUGUGUGUGAGUAUUUGCAAAAUGAGCAACAGAAAUCAGACAGCAGAGCAGGACCAAGUAGCUCUCCUCUCUCUCUCUCUCUCUCUCUCCAUCUUUCUCUUUCUCUCUGCUUUUCUCCCUCUCUCUCUGUCUCUCCCUCACCCGUUUUACUGUAGCAUCGACACACUGCUUCAUCUUCUCCGUCAACUCACUGUUCUCCAGAGGAUUUUAUUCAUCACUGGUGAAUUUACCUCAUUAUUCUUCCAUCAGGACUUUUUAUUUUUAACCGUGAACUGCAAGAUUUUGUGGUUAACACUUUACAAACAGCGUAUUGUUCCAGGACCCAGUUUUUUUAUUUUAUUUUAUUUUAUUUAUUAUAACAACAACCAUCUUUUGGAAACCAUGAGUGCGUGGAGCAGGAAGGCUCUGACUUUACUCAGCAGUGUCUUUGCAAUCAGUGGCCUGGGGCUGCUGGGAGUGGCGGUGAGCACAGAUUACUGGCUCUACCUGGAGGAGGGAGUCAUCAUGCCUCUGAACCAGACGGCUGACAUCAAGACGUCACUGCACUCAGGUCUCUGGAGGGUCUGCUUUCUGGCUGGUGAGGAAUCCGGCCGCUGCUCCACCAUCGAGUACAUGAUGCCAACGAGUCUCCAGCUGACGUCAGAGUCCACAGGAAAUGUACUCAAGAUGAUCCGCUCAUCGACCCCAUUCCCUCUGGUCAGCCUCUUCUUCAUGUUCAUCGGUUUUGUCCUCAACAACAUCGGACACGUCCGUCCUCACUGCACCAUCCUGGCGUUUGUUUCAGGAAUCUUCUUUAUCCUUUCUGGGCUGGCUCUAGUGGUGGGUCUGGUAUUGUACAUCUCCAGCAUAAAUGAUGAGAUGCUGAACAGAACAAAGAGCAGUGAGGUCUACUUCUCCUACAAAUAUGGCUGGUCUUUUGCCUUCGCUGCCCUCUCCUUCCUGCUCACUGAGAGUGCGGGAGUCAUGUCUGUCUACCUGUUCAUGAACCGCUACACAGCAGAGGAGAUCUACCAGGCUCGCCGCCCCAAUUUCCACCGGCCUCGGCUCAGCAACUGCUCUGACCACUCCGGUCAGUUCCUCCACCCAGAGUCCUGGUCGCGUGGACGAAGCCCCUCUGACAUUUCAAGUGAAGCGUCACUGCAGAUGAGCGCCAGCUACCCCGCUCUCCUCAAAUGUCCCGACUAUGACCAGGUGUCAUCUUCACCUUGCUGAGUCAUCAGAGGUCGCUAAAAGGUCACUGAGCAAUCUCUUAAAGAGUCAAAUAUCAAAGUGAAACAAAUAAGUUUCAUUGUAUUGAAAAGAGACCAGCCAAAUAAGUGAGUGCUAUUGGUCAGAAGACUUGAGUUGAGUUAAUUCCUAUCGGGAAAAAAAAGGAUUUCUUUGUAAAUACAGUACGUUUCCAGCUUGAAUGCGUAUGCUGAAAAGUUUUAAUUUUGUUAGGAUCUUAUAUGACAGACCAGUGUUUUCAAUCCAAAGAGCCAUUUUUACAUUCAGUCAUGCUAAUUAAAAUUUAUUUUGAUCCACAAAUGUUACUGAAUAUAGUAAAUUAAUCUAAAGAGCCACAAUUUUAUUUCUAUUUUUAGGUUUUACAGUUAGGAAAAACAUAACUUUCCAACUUUAAUGAAGUGUUGACAUUUGCGGAAAAUGAAUUAGAAAAAAAGCACAUAGUUUCCAACUUAAUGACAAGAGAAAUUAAAUCUAAAUAUAUCAUUACUAGAACUUUUAGUUUCAGUCUGUUGUGACCAAUGCAUUUAUUCC
Molecule: messenger RNA, 2053 nt
Organism: Xiphophorus couchianus (Monterrey platyfish)
Lineage: Eukaryota; Metazoa; Chordata; Actinopteri; Cyprinodontiformes; Poeciliidae
Gene: cacng5b
Product: calcium channel, voltage-dependent, gamma subunit 5b
Exons: 7
Coding region: 317-1507 (396 amino acids)
Biological process (GO): transmission of nerve impulse; regulation of AMPA receptor activity; positive regulation of synaptic transmission, glutamatergic
Cellular component (GO): postsynaptic density membrane; AMPA glutamate receptor complex
Molecular function (GO): channel regulator activity; voltage-gated calcium channel activity
Source: RefSeq, a predicted model, not a curated record